Molecule: messenger RNA, 543 nt
Organism: Brassicogethes aeneus
Lineage: Eukaryota; Metazoa; Arthropoda; Insecta; Coleoptera; Nitidulidae
Source: the annotation of a GenBank genome assembly
UGAAAAUACAUUUGUGCAAUGGGCGCAAGUGACGAAGACCAAAAAGUCGCUGUAAUGCGAAAAGCUUUCCAAAUGUUCGACACAACAAAAUCAGGAUUUAUCGAAGCCAUUAAAAUAGCGACAAUUUUAAAUACGAUUGGUCAGUUGUUUGAUGAAGCUGAAUUGAACAGUUUAAUAGCGCAAAAUGAUCCUGAUAAAACUGGAAAAGUUGAUUUUGAUGGUUUCUGUGAUAUUGCUUCGCAUUUUUUGGAGGAGGAUGAUGAUGACCCUACACAGGAAUUAAAGGAAGCUUUCAGAUUGUAUGAUAGAGAAGGUAAUGGGUAUAUAACAACAGGAACUUUGAAGGAAAUUUUAGCUGCUUUAGACGACAAUUUAACCAGCAGUGAUCUAGAUGGUAUAAUAUCAGAAAUUGAUACAGAUGGCUCUGGAACUGUCGACUUUGAUGAAUUUAUGGAGAUGAUGACUGGUGAUUAAAAAUGUUAUAUUUAGAUAAUAUUAAGUACAGUAUUAAUGGUGUUAAAAAUUGUAAAAAGACAAUAAUAA